Calliphora vicina (urban bluebottle blowfly) is the source of this 1562-nucleotide messenger RNA. RefSeq names its product GATA zinc finger domain-containing protein 14-like. Lineage: Eukaryota; Metazoa; Arthropoda; Insecta; Diptera; Calliphoridae. The record is from RefSeq and is a predicted model, not a curated record. The transcript is spliced from 2 exons. Bases 153 to 1319 code for a protein of 388 amino acids.
CGCCUUUAUCAUCUUUCAGAUUCCGUGAAAUAAUAAAAGCUGUAUCUGAUCUGAUAUUCCAAUAAAUCCCAACUACCAUCUAUGAUUAUAACAAAUAAGCAUUUGUGUUUGUAAAACUCUUGGUAGCAGUUGCAACCUCAACAUGUACAUCAAUGUGUAUAAACAAUUUAAAUUUAAAAAUGUUAAUAAUCACACAAAUUAAGCUGCAAUUAAACAUAUAUACAAAUAUUGCGAUAAGAACGAAAAAGAAAAUUAAAAACAAUGAAAUGAAACAUUCAUUUGUUUAUAGAUCUAUAAAAGAAAUUUUUCAAACCAGUUCAAAAUGCAACAUCCUACAAAAAAAAACUACACAAUGUAAUAUGAAUAAUCAGUUACCGCAGCUUAAAACUAACAAAUAUCUGGAGCAGCAAAAUCCACACACAAUGGACAAUCAUGAUGAGAAUCAGAACUUAGACAGAAGUUUAGACAAACAUAAUGAUGAAAAUGAAGCCGUUAAAGAUAGUACAAGUAUUGAAAAGCACCUGGACAAAGAAAAUUAUAUCAAAUUCAACAAUUACGAUAAUGAGAACGGAAAUGACGACAACAAUAAUAAAACCUAUGAAGCAGAUUACAAAAGAAACGAUGUCCAAUUACAAACUGAAAGAUACACUCGUUUUUUAGAUGACUUUAAGGAAAAUCCACACACGACACUAUCAAAUGAUCAUGAUGGCAAUAGUCAAUAUGAGCAAUCCUUAUUUUCAUCAUAUAAUCUGUAUCCAUUACACAUCAACAUAAAUAACCAUACAAGUGAGAACAUAGACCGAGAAGAGGUUCAGGAUAUUUUGUUGGCUGAGAGAGAUGGUGAAAUUAAAGACGUGAAAGAGUCCGAUAACAAUAGCGAGUUGAGAUUGUCAUUUAUUGAUGAUGGUUUGGUAAAUAAUGCCAGCCAAAAUGAAUUGCAAUUAAAUGUUCGGCAAGAAGAACAAAACGAUGAUGCUACACUGACAAAUAAUGAAACAACGCACACACACCAACCCAUAUCAGCAUAUGUAGAAUCAACAGCCCACGUGCAUCUUAACCAACGGCAUCUUGUUAAGGAUUUGGAGCAGCAAAUAAACGUUCAUAAUCAUUUCGAUGUGGCUGAUAAUCUGUGUGCGGGGACCAUGGGUUCUUUAUGUGACAUGGCCGCAUUUUCAAAAUUGGAAUGCAGUUUCCUUGGUGAUUUUAAAGAUCAAGACUAUCUAGUUAAAAAAUACUAUCAUCCUCUGUACGCACACGGUGUUUGUCGGUGGCCCGGUUGUGAGUUGCCUCUCGAUGAUAUGUCUUCGUUUGUUAAGUAAGUGUAUGAGGGAGUUUUAAGAAUAGCCUGUUCGGUCUUGUAAAUAUCUACUCAUUUUCUCUGCUGAAAACAACUCUCUACUCGAUUCUUAGGGAAUCAGCUCGACUCCAAAAAAAUUAAAAAAAAAUUAUAAAUUUACAGACCGAAACAAGACCGAAAAAGCUAUAUGCUCCUCAAAGUUAUAAUUUUUUUUUUUUAAAUGAUUUACCAUCAUUUUACUUUAUUUUAAACAGAUCAUUUCUCA